This is a messenger RNA of Penicillium alfredii, 969 nucleotides long. RefSeq names its product SANT/Myb-like DNA-binding domain-containing protein. Lineage: Eukaryota; Fungi; Ascomycota; Eurotiomycetes; Eurotiales; Aspergillaceae. The transcript has 2 exons. The coding region runs from base 1 to 969 and encodes 322 amino acids. The record is from RefSeq and is a predicted model, not a curated record.
AUGGAAUAUCCGAAUUUCUUCACUGGCGAUGUCAAGCCAAUGCCGAAAGAAGAGCACUUCAGUGGCAUGAACAUGAUAAACAUGGGGAGCUGGACUUUGGCCGAGGAUGAGCGUCUUCGUGCUGCAGUUACUAAGUAUGGGACCAAGUGGAAGACCCUAGCACAAGCAGUUGGAAGUCGCAACGGCGAGCAGUGUGCUAAACGUUGGAGAAAUGCCUUGAACCCGGUCCUUGAUCAUGGUCCCUGGGCUGACCGAGAAGAUCGGCACCUCCUUCGACUCGUCACAAAACAUGGACGCAACUGGAAAUUAAUCGCCGAGCACCACGUUAAACCCCGGUCAUCUCUUGCCCUCAAAAACAGACAUGCGUUGCUACUCCGCCGACAAAAGCGAAGCGAGCGAAGAAAACACGGUCAGGGCAGUGCCCUCGACCAAGACAUGAGCGACAAGACUUCUACGCCGCCCAGCGAAGACUAUAAUAACAACCAUUUCGACGAAGGCAUGAACUGGAUCUCCCCAUUUCAUAACCAACACAAGCACAUAUCAACAUCAGAAAUUUCUGGACAUAAUGCCGGGCAUAGCAACCAUCUCGACUCACUACUACCGCUGGACAUCUCGCCGAUGCUGCACACUUUCUCUCCCGACGAACAAAUCUCGCCCGGCUUGGCUUGUAGCAACUUUGGAUUCGAGGAACUCGGUGGCCCCAGCCUCGAACCCGUAGUGCCAGAUUGGGACGAGGUUGGAAUUGAGCCAAGCAUCACCGAGAAUGCCGAUCCGCUAAGUAUAGGGCCGUCGAGCAAUGCCGAUCCGACCAAGGCCUCUGGGAAGCGAGAGCUCUUGUCAUUGACGAUUCCUUGCAGUAAGUCGCGCAGACAGCGGCUGGUUCGAUCGUUAUUAGACGCGAUAGGAAGUACAGUCGAUGAGAAAGAAGAGGGUUUUGAAGCAGUUAGGAUUUCAAUGGUGGCGGAUUGA